CCACCAUCUCUUCUACACACCGACCGAUGUUCCGCACAGCCGUGCGACUCCAGUGGAAGCGGCGUGCAGGCGGCGCGCAGGGUGGACCCAUCAGGCCUGUGCCCCUCGUCCGGCUACCCCCCAAGGCGCGCGUGUUCCCCUUCGGCUCGGUUAGCGAAGAAAGCGCGCUCCUCCGCUUUCCCGAGCAGGGGUGGAAGGUGAACGAUGGAGGCUCCGAAGGCUGGGCAAUUGUCGGUGAUGCGCCAGGGCGCAGACUGGCCGUGGAGACUGUGCUUGGCCGGCAUCGCAUCGCGCCCAACUCGCCGCCGCCUGGCCCACUGCCAGUGAACGCGAAGCUGCCGCCAACAGACGCGAUCGACAGGGAGACAUGGAAACCCGUGCAGUACCUUGCGUUCGCCAAGCCGUCCACUAGCGGCGAGUUCACCGAUUACACAGCGCGCUACGGGGCGCUGCAAGAGGAGGACAAGUUGACGGUGCGGCAGCGUCUCGAGGCGUCCUUUGGGCCGAGCGCGCAGGCGGCGAAGAAUGUCUUCGAGGCCAUGACCCUGCUCGGGAUGCAGCAUUUGGUCGAUAUGCCAUACAUCGCACUGUCAUCAGGGCAGAUGCGGCGCGCGCGCAUUGCGACGGCGUUGAUGACGCGACCGGCGAUGAUGCUCCUCGAGGAGCCGAUGGCGGGGCUGGACGCGCAGUCCAGGCUGGUUGUCGACGACGUGCUCGGAGCGGUGAAUGCGGGCGAGCGCGAGGCCCGCAUCGUACUCGUGCUGAGAGACCGGGAGGAGGACUUGCCCAGCUGGAUCACGAACAUUGUCGACGUGCGCGAGGGCGAGGUUUGGGUCGGGACAAGGAGGCAAUGGGAUGUGCGGAGGUCGGCACAGUCACGCAGGGAGCAGAAGGAGGAAAAGCCGGAUGGGAGCAGGACGAGCAACGAGUCGCCGCUAGUGCGGCUCUCUCAUGUCUCGGUCAGCUAUGCGGAAGGAACACGCCCUGUUCUCAAGGAUGUCGACUGGGUCAUUCGUCCAGGUGACAAGUGGCAUCUGCAGGGCGCCAAUGGCUCGGGCAAGACGACACUUCUCUCACUCAUCCUCGGCCACCACCCGCAAAGCUACUCGCUACCUCCCGCCGCUCUGACGCUCUUCUCCCAACCGCGGAGGAUGGUCCCAACGCCCAUCCUGAGGCGGUUGAUCGGGCACACCUCCCCUGAGGUGUUCUCUGCGUUCCCGCGGAACAUGGGAAUGACGGCGGCGCAGGUGAUCGCGACUGGUUAUGAGGGCGUCUUCUCCCGCCGCCCAAUCAACGAGGAGCAGAAGGUGCGCAUUCUGUCUCUCCUCGAGUUCUUCGCACCCCACCUCGCGACGACACGUACGGGCGAGCCUGCCGACAUGACAGCGAGAGAGAUUGGAAACAGAAACUUUGCGCACUACACACCUGCGCAGCAGGCCCUGCUUGUCUUCCUGCGUGCAAUUGUGGCUCGCCCACCGCUCUUGAUUCUUGACGAGCCGACGCAGGGUGUCGAUGAGGGAAUCUGGCGCCGCUGCUUCGAGCUGCUCAAAAAGGAGUGGGAGGAGAUGGAGGAGAGUGGGACUGAGCAGGCGUGUGUUGUCGUUUCGCACUACGACGACGAGGUGCCGUGGCGUAACGGCAAGGUGCUUCGGCUCGAGGACGGUGUUGCGACCAUCCCAGGAGAUGCUCCCAAAGUCUGAGGAUUUGGUGAAACACUCUUCUUACCUCCAUCAUCUCUCGUAAAACAAUGUAGUGCAAGCAAUGUAUAUCAUAGUCCUCCUAGGCAACAAGUAGAGUCAAUGUCACCUGGAGCA
This is a messenger RNA of Cutaneotrichosporon oleaginosum, 1814 nucleotides long. RefSeq lists its product as uncharacterized. NCBI's taxonomy places the organism in Eukaryota, Fungi, Basidiomycota, Tremellomycetes, Trichosporonales, Trichosporonaceae. Gene Ontology annotation, molecular function: ATP hydrolysis activity; ATP binding. The record is from RefSeq and is a predicted model, not a curated record.